Molecule: messenger RNA, 978 nt
Organism: Hyalella azteca
Lineage: Eukaryota; Metazoa; Arthropoda; Malacostraca; Amphipoda; Hyalellidae
Product: early nodulin-75-like
Exons: 2
Coding region: 1-978 (325 amino acids)
Source: RefSeq, a predicted model, not a curated record
AUGAGCCCCACCAGUCCCCACCGGUCCCCACCAGUCCCCAUUGGUCCCCACCAGUCCCCAUCGGUCCCCAUUGGUCUUCCCCAGUCCUACCGGUCCCCAUUGGUCUUCACCAGUCCCCACCGGUACCCACCAAUUCCCACCGGUCCCCACCAGUCCUACCAGUCCUACCAGUCCCCACUGGUCCCCACCAGUCCCCACCAGUCCCCACCAGUCCCCAUUGGUCUUCACCAGUCCCCACCGGUCCCCACCAGUCCCCACCAGUCCACAUCAGUCCCGACCAGUCCCCACCGGUCCCCACUGGUCCCUACCGGUCCCCACCAGUCCCCACCAGUCAUCACCAGUCCCCAUUGGUCCCUACCAGUUCCCACCAGUCCCCACCAGUCCUCACCAGUCCCCACCAGUCCCGACCAGUCCCUACCGGUCCCCACCGGUCCCCACUGGUCCCCACCAGUCCCCACCAGUCCCCACCGGUCCCCACCGGUCCCCAACGGUCCCCACCGGUCCCCACCAGUCCCCAUUGGUCCCUACCAGUUCCCACCAGUCCUCACCAGUCCUCACCAGUCCCGACCAGUCCCCACCGGUCCCCACCGGUCCCCACCAGUCCCCACCAGUCCCCACCGGCCUACACCGGUCCCCAUUAGUCCCCACCAGUCCCCACCUAUUCCACCAGUCCCUCACCGGUCCCCACCUAUACCACCAGUCCCCACCAGUCCCCACCAGUCCCCACCAAUCCUCAAUGUCCCAACCAGCCUACACCGGUCCCCAUUGGUCCCCACCAGUCCCCACCUAUUCCACCAGUCCCUCACCGGUCCCCGCCUAUACCACCAGUCCCCACCAGUCCCCACCAGUCCCCACCAGUCCCUCACCGGUCCCCACCUAUACCACCAGUCCCGCCAGUCCCCACCAGUCCCUCACCGGUCCCCACCUAUUCCACCAGUCCCUACCAGUCCCCACCACGUAACCCCCAUAAACACUUAA